GUUGUCAAUCAGGAAGCUCUUCUUUCAAAAUUGGGUGUGUAGUAUAACGUCAACACAGACAAUUGUUUUUACCCAUUGGAUUUUUAAAAAGGGACUUCACCUGACAACCACAUACAGUUCAACAAAUACCUGCCCCGUUGAAGAAAAGAAGACAUUCUACAGUAGGAUCCUGAAUGUUCGGUGUGUCGCGCAGAGAUGGCGUUGCAGGAACGAGCGCGGAGCUGUUUGCUGCGCUUUCGCCACAGACUGGAGCAGGACAUCAAGCCCUCCUACCUGAUGGACCACAUGAUCAGUGAUGGUGUGCUGACUGUGGAUGAGGAGGAGAGGAUCAAUAACAAGCCCACCAAGAAGGAUCAGGCUGUGGCCCUGUUGGAUCUGCUGCUGAGGAAGGACAACCGUUCCUACAUCUCCUUUUACAACGCCCUGGUCAAGGAGACAUACAAUGAUUUGGCCAGUCUGCUUCAUGAUGACCUACCGCAGACGUCACCUGAUGCACAUAAGAGUUCCUAUGUUAGCUUCACACCCUGUGGUGAGGAAGGGCAGUCGUGGGUGUUUUCACCAGUGGAGAGAAUGGAAGUCGAGACGGUGCUCAGUGAAGGUGGGGUACCACAGAGGCCCGUUGUGUUUGUCAACAGACCAGAGCUUGUGAACCGUGUCAGGGAGAAACUCUACCGGCUGCAGAAGGACCCUGGCUGGAUCACUGUCUUUGGAAUGGCUGGCUCGGGCAAAUCCGUCCUGGCUGCUGAGGCUGUCCGAGACCGUGACCUCAUUAAUGAGUGCUUCCCCGGAGGCAUUCACUGGCUGUCCAUCGGCCAGCUGGACAAACCAGACUUGCUGGUGAAGAUCCAGUCAUUGUGUUAUCGUCUGGAACAGAGCCUGGAUUCCCAGUCCCUCCACCGCACGCCCAACUCUCUGGAUGAGGCCAAGGAGCGCCUGCGCUUCCUCAUGCUGCGCAGAUAUCCGAGAGCGUUGCUGAUUCUAGAUGAUAUCUGGGACAGUACAGUGCUGAAGGCGUUCGAUAUCCACUGUCGGAUUCUUUUGACCACCAGAAAUAGAAGCCUCGCUGAUUCUGUUAGUGGUGCUAAACAUGAGGUGGAAGUGGAGAGUGGUCUGGAUGAAAAAAAGGGGCUGGAGAUCCUCGCUCUGUACACUAAAACUAAACUCCAGGGACUUCCUGAGGAGGCUCGCAGCAUUGUCAGAGAAUGCAAAGGUUCCCCUCUGGUUGUCUCCCUGAUCGGGGCUCUACUCAAAGAGAAACCUAACCGUUGGCGUUACUACCUCGGCCAGCUGCAGCAGAAGCAGUUCAAGCGUAUAAGGAAGUCAUCGUCUUAUGACUACGACGCCCUCGACCAAGCCAUGGCGGCCAGCAUUGAAGUCCUACCUGAUGAACAUCGAGAGCUCUACAAGGACUUUACUGUGCUGGAGAAGGACAUCAAAGUCCCUGCAAAGGUGCUGUCUGUUCUUUGGGACUUGGAGCCGGAGGAUGUGGAGGACAUUCUUGGGGAGUUUGUCAACAAGUCUCUGCUUUUUAUGGACAGUCACAAUAAACCCAACCUGUACUACCUCCAUGACCUCCAGCUUGACUUCCUGGUGGAGCAGAAUCGCACUCAGCUUGAGAGCCUCCACGCUAAGGUGGUUCAUCAGUACCAGCAGCACUACAGAGAUGGUCCCCCCACCUCUGGAGAUGAGGAAUGUCUCUACUGGAUCAGAUUCCUCACCUACCACAUGGCCAAAGCCAACCUCUCCCAGGAGCUCUACUCCCUCAUGUUUUCUCUGGACUGGGUCAGCAUCAAGUCCAAGAUAAUGGGACCAGCUCACCUCAUCAAUGACUAUGUGGAGUUUGGACCCAUUCUGGACAAAGAGAACAGUGAAGUGCGUAGUCAAUUCCAAGAGUUUCUGUCUCUGAACGGCCACCAGCUGGAGCAGCGUCCUUUCCCUGACGUGGUGCAGCUUGCUCUGUCUCAGCCACAUACCUCCGAGGUGUACAGACAGGCUCUGCUGCAGGCGCAGGACCGGACCAGCAAAGGGAAACUCUACUUCAACUGGCUGAAUAAGAGCAGUGUAGAGAGUCUGUCCCGUCUGGUGAUCCACCCCCACCAGGGCUCCAUCUACUCCGCCUGCUUCUCCCAUGAUGGAGCCAAGAUCGCCACCAGUGGAGCUAGCAAGACAGUCAAGGUGUUUAAAAGCACCUCAGGUGAGAAUCUCGCAGAGAUCCAGGCCCAUGAUGAUGAGGUGCUCUGCUGUGCCUUCUCCCCCAAUGACCAUCUCCUAGCAACCUGCUCCAGUGACAGGAAAGUCAAGGUGUGGAACCUGGAGCAAGCCAUGCUGUUAAGGGUCUUUGACGAGCAUGAGGAGCAGGUCAACUACUGUCAGUUUACCAACACAGCACGACGCCUCCUGCUGGCCACCUGCUCCAACGACAAAUGCUUAAAUGCCAAGUUGUGGAACCUCAACAAGCCAUCCUCCCAGAACACCUUGUUUGGCCACUUCGAGCCAGUCAACCACUGCUGUUUCUCCCCUGAUGACACCUAUGUGUCCACUUCCUCUAAUGAUGGUACCGUUAAGCUGUUUCAGGUGUCGUCUGCCAAUGAGUGGAAGACAAUCAAUGUGAGGGACAUGUUUACAGAGAGCGAUGAAGAGGUCCCUGUCAAGUGCAGCACCUGGACUGCUGACGGCAAACGCAUCAUAUGUGCAGCCAGGAACGCUGUUCUGGUGUUUGACGUGGAGACAUCGGACAUGUUGUUGGAGAUCAGAACAAAUCGUCUGAGCACGGUGCAGUACUGUCACGCAUGUGCUACCAGUAACCUGCUGGCUAUCGCGUUCUCCAACUAUGCUGUGGAGCUAUGGGACUUGGAGGCCAAUAAGAAGAUGGCUGACUGCAGUGGUCACCUGAGUUGGGUUCAGCGUGUCCAGUUCUCUCCUGACGGCUCACAGCUGCUCUCCUGCUCUUACGACCAGACUGUCAGGUUAUGGGAGACUAAGAAGGUGCACACCACCUCAGCUGUCUGCCUGAAAAGAGACUCUGACGUUCUCUUCAAUAAUGAAGAAAUCAUAGUGUCAGCUGCAGACAACCGCAACAGACUGCAGGUGCGUGAUGGCAGGACAGGAUCAGUGCUGUUCCAGUCGGAGGAGAAGUCGUCCAGGAUCCGGUGUACGUGUAUGUGCAGGCAGCUUUCUGCUGUGGUCCUGGGCCAGGAAGAUGGGACUGUAAAGGCAGCAGGGCUGACAGCUAGUCAGGUACUGAGGACUGUUAGCUGCAGGAUCCGACGACUGUUGACAUCCUUCAGGGGGUUGGUGCUGGCUGUAGGGCUAUGUACAGGCAGCGUACAGGUGUUGGAAGUCCCCUCUGGGAAGCUCCUAGCCUCUCUGCUGGGACACACCAAGACGGUGCUGCACUGCCAGUUCAGCCAGAACGGCCAAACACUUAUCACGUCCUCCGAGGACACCACCAUAAGGGUGUGGAGGUGGCAGUCUGGGGAGUGUAAAGUACUGCAGGGUCACAAGGAACAGGUCAGAUGCUUCUCUCUGCUCUCCAGCUCACCGGCCGACACAAGACUGCUGUCCUGGUCCUUCGACGGCACUGUCAAGAUGUGGAACAUAGAAAGUGGAGAGAAGCUGCAGGACAUCGAAGCUCAUCGGGAAACCAUUCUAUCCUGUCAUGUCUCGCCAGAUGGAUGCCUCUUCGCCACCACCUCUGCUGACAAGACUGCUAAGUUGUGGCACUGCGAGUCCUGGCAGUGUAUCCGCACACUGAGCGGCCACCAAGACUGUGUCCGAAGCUGCCGAUUCUCCUGGGACGGCCGACGCCUCGCAACAGGAGAUGACAAUGGAGAGAUUCGGCUCUGGAGCGUCAAGGAUGGCUCUUUGCUGAAGAUUUGUUCCCGGGAAGGUAAAGACGGUAUGGACUCGCUGCACGGAGGCUGGGUGACCGACCUGCACUUCUCCCCCGACAACUCUCUUCUGGUCUCAACUGGCGGUUACAUCAAGUGGUGGGAUGUGGAGAAAGGCGAGGCCCUGCAGACCUUCUAUCCGAGGGGAACCGCGUUGAAAAGGAUCCACGUCUCAUCCGACUUCUCCACCUUCGUCACCAUUGACAGCAUCGGCAUCCUCUACAUCCUGCAGAAGGUGGUGUGACGUUGCGAACACUGCUCCGUAAGACCAAAAAAAUAAAUAAAGAACACCACGAUCUGACCAAACGGUACAUUUUUUCUUGCAAUAACGUGUAGUGUUGCAGACCUUAUACAGAAGUAGACAUGUUUUGUGGGAUUAAGGACACUUGCUGAAGGCUAACUGAAACCUGCAGCAUCCCAUAACUGCACAUUUCUCAGAUAAGUUUACAUUUCCACUGUGCUCUUUCUACAUUAAGGCUGACACUAGCCAACAGCAUUACAAUAGAACCCACACACUUUCAGUUCUGUGGGGUCAAAUGACUAACUAACUUGACUUUACCAGUGAACACCAGCUUUAAAUAAAAACUGCUCCAGCGGCAAUCAACUGUUGGGAGCGUCAAUGCACCGUGAAAGCACAAGACCCUAAUGAGUCCUGCUCCAAUCUUUCUGUUUUACACAUGAAGACAGUAAAUGCAAAUGCACGCUUUUUGUAGAUAAAAUAGAGCAGAAUCUCCUACAGAAACAAGGAAAGGUGCCUUACAAAGCAACAUGUUCUUCUCAAGCAGAUCCUUUUAAUCAUUAAUACCUCAUGAAGAGGUUAAUAUCAACAGUGAUCUUUGCACCAGUUCAAAUGUGAAUAAUAAAUGUUAAUCCAUAUUGCAUUAGGGCCGAACUUUAUUGCAUGUGAUGUGAGAGAUUUUCCACUCUGCUGUAUGUAAUCGAUAUAAGCGAUCCUCCGCUGGUCCGUUAGAAGUCAUGCAGUGCAUGUGACUGGUCUAUGCUGUGAUGUUUUGUAAUUUUUCCUGUUUGUAUUUUAAAUCUUGGGUAAAUCUUGGGCGUCUGGUCUGAACCUGGUCAUUAGUAUGAACUGUGUUGAGCAUUUUAUUUGCACUGCAGCCUUAGUCUGAAUGGGAAUACUGUAGGUACCAGGGGGUAUGUAUGUUUUGUGUACAGGGGUUUCUCGUUCCACCAGCAUAGAUAGAACUUCUGGUGCACUUUGAGAAGCAUUAAAUAUUGAUAGUUAGAUGAAGUUUUUUAAUGAUUGAGGAUUUAAAAUUGAAUCCCAAAAAAACUUUUGAAAGCCUGUGGGUCUAUUUGUACAUCCGAACUAUUUCUACUCUUGAACUUAGAUCAAAAGUACAUCUUUUUCUACAGGAAAAAAAAAAUCUAGUAUGUGAUUUAUAAUUUAUGAUCAAAAUUUUCACUUGCUAAUGUUAAAAGGAACAUUUUGUGCUUUAUUAAUUGCUGAACUUUUUUGGACCAGUUCUCCAUGCUACUUUUUUUUUACACACAUUUUUAUCUGCACGUUGUCUACUACUACUGAGCCUUUUCCUGUUCUGAGCACUUUGAAGCUAGAGUUACAAUCUUUCAUGAAGCUUUCACUGAGGUGGCUUCGUUCAGACACAUAAAAAGGAAUCCUUGCUAUGAUUUGACAAUACAGAUGAGCGCUUAUUCCCAAGUAUGUGACAGAGAGGCACAUGUCGUAUUCACGUGCUGUAAUAAGGGAAUAAAAGUAAGGAUACAUUUCUGAACAAUGCUGUUGUCAUUUUCACAUUGUGCUCUUCCAGACUGGUGCUUUAAAGUCGGAAUUAAUUCAAUCAACAGAUUUCCUUCCAGUGAGGAGGUCUCUGUUUCACAAAAUUGCGGAAAUAUUGAUGUCUGCUCAGAAUGUAUUGAUUAUACAGUGUGGUGCAAUGUCUGUGUAAUUUAUAAAGGAUUAAACUACACAUGCUUCAA
Molecule: messenger RNA, 5846 nt
Organism: Micropterus salmoides (largemouth bass)
Lineage: Eukaryota; Metazoa; Chordata; Actinopteri; Centrarchiformes; Centrarchidae
Gene: apaf1
Product: apoptotic peptidase activating factor 1
Exons: 28
Coding region: 196-4134 (1312 amino acids)
Biological process (GO): apoptotic signaling pathway; regulation of apoptotic process
Cellular component (GO): apoptosome
Molecular function (GO): ADP binding; protein binding
Source: RefSeq, a predicted model, not a curated record